AUGGCAAACUCAAAGUCUUGGUCUAAUCCACAUGUCACAUUGGAAAUUAGAGAAGAAAACCCAUACCCAUACCCAUACCCAUCAUAUGUUUGUGCUCCCAAUUUUGUUACAUUUAAACUAAAUGAUAAGGAUGAGUAUGAUAUUUCGAAAACACAGAUGCUAUGCCUGUUAGAGAGUCAUAGUGUGUCAGGUUUCAUAGAUGGAACACUCAUAAGCCCUGAUGAAGCCAGUAGUAGUAGUAGUUUUUCCGGGAAGGAGAAAGUGGUUGACAAUCAGACUCAUCAGAAGCUGUGGAGAAGAUCAAAUGCCCUAGUGAAAGGUUGGGUUCUCGUUUUUCUCUCUAAAGAAACACUCGCCCAGGUUGUGAAUAGUCUCAGAGGAAAACUCCAUGAAGAUGAUUUCAGUGCAAAAGAUGUUUGGGAUGAACUGCAGACUAUUUUCGCUCCUGCUGUUGUUCCAAAACUACAUGUUGUUGAAGGUACAAUCCAUCUCUUGUUUACAUGGGUUGGUGAUUUAGAUAAAAGCAUUGGAUCUCCGGAGAUUGUGCCAUUCUACACAACAAGGAGUUUGCAGUGGGUCGAAGAAAUAUUGAGGGAGUUAAGGGUUACAGUGAUAGACAAAAUCACGAAUAAUGGAAACACUGCGCUUCAUGUAGCAUUCGAUAGUUCCAAGAAGCUGGAAUUCCUAGAGAAAUUGUUGGAAAAGAUACUGAAGAACACACAACUCAUGGAUGUGAUAAAUUCAGAUGGAAGCACGCUACUUCGUGUUGCUGCUAUUAUUGGCAACACAGAAGCUGUUGGCAUAUUGGUGGCAAGAAAACCAGAGUUGUUGUUCGCCAAAGACAACAAGGAUCUGACACAACUAGCCUUGGCUCUUUCUAAUAUGCACACAGAAACAACCCGACAUCUGCUGCAACACAUCAAUAAUACUAUUAAUGAUGAUAUAGAGAAGGAUGCUCUGUUUUCUGGCUCAACUGGUGAUGGCCUUCUAGUUACUGCUAUUUCCUCCAAAGAUUUCCACCUUGCAAGAGAUAUGUUGGAGCAUUACAAAUCAUUGCAUAGUGAUGAUGUGCUGAUGUCUAUAACUCAAAAUUUCCCACGCAAAGUCAAAGUAUUUGAAAGAUAUGCAGGAGUGAUAAGAGUGGAGGCAUGGAGGUUAAGGUUACAUUUAGGUUUGGAGAUGCAUAACAUGCUACGGGUUUUUAUAGUACGGGUAGGAAUAUUGGAGGUGAUGAUGGGUUCGGUGGUGUUGGUGGUUUCUAUGGUGUUGAUGGUUUUUAGGAUGGUUUCAGUGGUGUUGGUGGUUUCUGUGGUGUCUGAAUGUCCAGGUUGUUUGGGGCGCCUGCUAUAG
Lactuca saligna is the source of this 1350-nucleotide messenger RNA. The record is from the annotation of a GenBank genome assembly. NCBI's taxonomy places the organism in Eukaryota, Viridiplantae, Streptophyta, Magnoliopsida, Asterales, Asteraceae.